Messenger RNA from Purpureocillium takamizusanense, 1859 nucleotides. RefSeq lists its product as uncharacterized. Lineage: Eukaryota; Fungi; Ascomycota; Sordariomycetes; Hypocreales; Ophiocordycipitaceae. Bases 591 to 1727 code for a protein of 378 amino acids. The transcript has 2 exons. The record is from RefSeq and is a predicted model, not a curated record.
CAAUUCGUCACGGCCUGAUACUUUCUUGCCAGUAUCUUGCGGCUCAGCUCACGGCUUUCAUCAUCACAUCCUCUCGUCAAGCUCCCUCCGAGGUCGCCUUCAUGUUGGACGACAGCAGCCUGCGCCGGUUGGCUGCCAACCAACUUAUAGACCAUGUCUCACCACGGAACCUGCAGGUGCUGAUGCCGUCACCCUGCGUCGCACUGGGGGCAGCCAACGAGGUCAGCCACCCCCUCGACAGCGACACCAUCUCACGUGAAGAUCUGCCGUGACUUGUGUUGGAGUGCCGCAUUUCGGGACGCGUUCCGCUACAAUAGUGCCUAAUCACCGCCAGUAAACACCAUUGGCUUCACUACUUACUUAUAAGCUGCGAAGCAUACCGAGGGAAGGAGCGCCCCAGCGUUGGAAGCUGUUGAGGCAGGAACCGACCCACGUCCUUCUUUCUUCAAAAUAACUAUCAGAGCGCCUGGUAUUGAAAGGAAACUCGAGCAAUGUUUUAGCCGCGGCAGGCAGCCAAAGGUUCAAGCCAUCCGUCUGCAACCAUCUCCGCGACGUGAUGCACGGCCCGCCAGCAGACAAGUGCUAGCAUCAUGAACUCGACGACGACGCAGCCCCUCAUUUCUUCAUGGUCACCCACGCCGAUCCCGAACCUCACCCUCUCGGCCGGUGGUCUCCUCGCCCUCGCCGACCUCAACACUAUCGCUCAGCGCACCGUCAUCGCCGGUGGCUCGUCUUGGCUCGACGCCUUGGUACUCGCCCCCGGCUUGCAUUAUCAACAGGCAGCCGAUGCCCUUUUCGACCAAAGGCGGACCUCCACGGGGCCUGACGGAGGCAGUGAUGGCGACUCCGCUGUCGAGGGCGAUACUCAGGCGCGCUUCCCAGUGUCCAACCGGGCCAUGGUCAAUUACCUGCGCAGGCUGUGGCAGGAGGUCAACGAGACCGGAACCUUGACACUCGACGUGGGAAUGCUGAAGGAAAAGACGCGACGAGAAGAGAUCCAACACCUACGACGGGCGUUUGGCGACUGGUGGCGUCGACGGCCCAGGCAGGCUGCGUCUGAGCAACUAGAGGCACUCAAUGAUACGGACGUUGUCCAGCAGAUGAUCGAGGUGGACUGGUUGAGCCACCUCUUCUACCUCGCCAGCCCGCUCCUCACCGUGGCCUCCCUGACAUUUAUGAUGCUUCUGGCCGACUGGUGGGGUUUGUCUUUCAUCAUCGCUCUCAUGAUCUCCCGAAUCCUCAACAUCUGGUCCAUAAAGCAACGAUCUCGCCCCACUCCGCCGCCGUCUCGAUCACAGCCGCUGCCGCCUUCACUGGCCACCUCCGAGUCCGCGCCCCCGGCGCUGCCCGACAGGCGAACCUCGUACGCCAUCGAGCUUGGAGGCGGCCGACGUGCAGUCCUGCGCGGCAUGGACUCGGACCUGCGCGCGCUCACGACCCAGACCUGGCUCCGCGACAAGUCCACCCUCGACGGCUACCUCGAGGCCGCCGCUAAGCUGCUCGUCUAUCUUGUCGCGGCCUUCAGCGGCAAUCUGAGCCAGGCCGGCGCCAUUGUGCUCAUGACGCUGCUCCUCGUCAGUGCCGGUUUGUUGGGCCUGAGCAACGCGCAUGCGAGGGAGCUGCGUAUGAAUGGACGCGUGGCGAGGCUGAACAUGGAGAGGGAGUUGAUGGACCGGAGAAAAAGGGGCUUGCACAGACAGGGAAACGGCACGACGGUGUCAGCGUAAGAAACGAAGGAAAGGUACAAUAGUUACGACGCGGCGUGUUCCGGGCGCGAGCAUACGCAGGGCCUUUGGGCGUUUCAAGUAGCGAUAUUCCAAAACUAUAUUCUCAACUGCUUUCCAAGCUCAUUGUAAAAU